CCGAAGGCCGGAACCGAGAACUUGCCAGACCGAUAUCACCUGACAUCGAAUUUUCCACCCUUCGUUAAUUGAGCUUCUCUUGGCGCCAGCGUAUAAUAGUAUCAAGUUUCAUAUCCGAUCGACCUGUUGGAGUCAGACACGGCGGCCGACUGACUACCUAAAUUCCAUUAUGGCCGCGCCGAUAUUAAGAUGCCUCUGGCCAUCCCUGGCAAGACGGCCGGCCGCAAUACAAAUACCAAUAUCCCUUCCUAAAAUACCCAUGCGAUCAUUCUCCUCGACGCCGUCCCCCAAUGCGACCCUAAACCAAGUCCUACGAGGAUGUCGUAAGCCCCAACGCGCGCGCCACGCCGUUUCUCCAGCUUUAUCCGAUACGGAAUGUCCGCAGCAGAAAGGCGUGUGUCUCAAGGUCGGCAUUACGCGGCCCAAGAAGCCCAAUUCAGGCGAGCGAAAAACGGCUCGUGUGCGUCUGUCCAGCGGCCGUAUGAUCACGGCCUAUAUUCCCGGCGAGGGCCAUAACAUCCAGCAGCACUCUGUCGUUCUUGUCCGAGGUGGCCGAAGUCAAGAUUGUCCUGGUGUGCGGUAUCAUUUGGUCCGGGGAGCCUUGGAUUUGGCUGGUGUCUCCAAUCGCAAGUCGAGCCGAAGUAAAUAUGGAACGAAGAAGCCGAAGAAGGCAUCUGUCGGCUCGUAGAUAAAUAUACAAGCAUUCCGCAGGUCUCGUUCAUACUAUUAGGAUUAUAAACAUCCUAACCUAAGAGGAUUCGGAAUAGGGGUAGUUACUUGGACGUGGACUGUACUUUUACUAUACACGACA
Daldinia vernicosa is the source of this 811-nucleotide messenger RNA. RefSeq names its product ribosomal protein S12. The transcript has 3 exons. Gene Ontology annotation, biological process: translation. Gene Ontology annotation, molecular function: structural constituent of ribosome. Gene Ontology annotation, cellular component: small ribosomal subunit; ribosome. The record is from RefSeq and is a predicted model, not a curated record. NCBI's taxonomy places the organism in Eukaryota, Fungi, Ascomycota, Sordariomycetes, Xylariales, Hypoxylaceae. The coding region runs from base 170 to 688 and encodes 172 amino acids.